UCACAUCAGACCAUGAUCAUGUGACUAGAGAGACUGAAUCUCCUUGAGGUGACUACUGCUGCGAACCAGGAUCAAAGGAAAGACAAAGAGCCCCCGACUCUUUUUUAAUUUUAUCCAAGGAGAACACCAAACCGUAUGAUGACCGUCUGAAACAAAAGGAGGGGAUGGCACAGAAAGAUACGCUGCUUAAUCUGUUCGCCGGGGGGUGUAGUGGAACGGUGGGAGCCGUCGUGACAUGUCCUCUGGAGGUGUUAAAGACACGACUGCAGUCCUCCAGCCUGGCCCUCCGGCCCGUCUUCCAGGUCCAGUUGGGUACGUUAAGUGGAACUGGUGUUAUCCGACCGGGGACUGUCACACCAGGGCUGCUACAGGUUCUUCGAUCAAUUCUUGAAAAAGAGGGACCAAGGUCACUUUUUCGUGGUCUGGGGCCAAACCUGGUUGGUGUGGCUCCCUCAAGGGCAAUUUAUUUUACUGCAUACUCCAAAUCUAAAGAAACACUAAAUGGACUGCUUGUUCCAAACAGUGGACUGGUCCACAUGUCUUCUGCAGGGAUUGCAGCCUUCAUUACGAACUCUCUGAUGAAUCCCAUCUGGAUGGUCAAGACUAGGAUGCAGCUGGAGAAAAAAGCCAGAGGAGAGAAGCGGUUGAAUGCACUACAGUGUGCCCGCUAUGUUUACAAUACUGAAGGGAUCCGCGGUUUCUACAGAGGCCUGACUGCGUCAUAUGCGGGAAUCUCGGAAACCAUGAUCUGCUUCCUCAUUUACGAGACACUGAAGAAACACCUCAACCAAAACCAGUACACCUCUCCAAGUAGUGAAAAAGAGAAAGGAGCAUCGGAUUUCCUUGCUCUGAUGGUGGCAGCUGCAUUUUCAAAAGGGUGUGCGUCCUGCAUCGCCUACCCUCAUGAGGUCAUAAGGACGAGGCUGCGAGAAGAAGGCAGCAAGUACAAGUAUUUCUUCCAGACAGGAAGGUUGAUAGCUGUAGAGGAAGGCUACGCAGCUUUUUACAGAGGACUCGUUCCACAGCUGAUCAGACAAAUCCCCAACACAGCCAUCGUCUUGUCCACUUAUGAACUCAUUGUCCACCUGCUUGGGGAUUCCAAGUGAAUCCAGAUUUUAUAAACUGAGCAACAGACUUUUGUACGAAACGUAGCACAAACUCUGAUUUGAAGUGGUGCAGCAGACACUUGUACUGAAGGAACUGAAGAGGGAUGUACUGUUAUCCAAAGAGCUGAACAGAUUAUUUUAUUGUUGUUUUUUGGUAAGAGUUUAUCUGGAAAAAUUUCAAGAAAUUGUGGUAUUUACUGAAGCUCGAAACCUGUGAAACAAAGGUCAUGGACUUAGAAAACUGGCGUUAAGUCAACUAAGUUAUUUUGUGUUAUUUUAUAACUAUUUUAUCAUUUGUAAAUGUCUGAUCUCACACGUGUUGCCUCAUUUAGUUCUAAUGAAAGUUUGUGCAGAUAAUAAUGCUGCUGUUCUUUAAUGACCACAGACCAUGCUUGAGAUUUAUGUUCACAGAUAUGUGCUGUUUUUGGAUGACAGAAUUAUUAUAUUUUUCAUUUAUAUAUAUCUUCUCUAUGUAUAAAAUAGUAUAUAUACAUUUACAGACUUGUCUGUACUUUGUUUGUGGAAAAAAACGAGUCAACCUUUUCAUAAUAAUGACAUUUGACCAGUGGUUAAAUAAAUGUCAUUAAGAAACGACAGAACCCACACCUUAAUUUUGUGGUCGACUGAUUUUAAUGCAGAAAACUUUGAACGCAGUUUAACGCAUGAGCAGAACGAUGUGCACUGAACAUCCAAUAAUUCUGCUGUACAUCCACCUUUAACUUCUCUAAUACACAGUCAAUACACAUUUUUUCAUACACACACACUGCAGAGUUCGUUUCAUCAAAGAUCACUUUCAUCAGACCAGCUUCAUCAAACUCAGGGCACUAAGUACGUCUAUGGCUGACGAGCUGACUGACAUAUUUGCCAAAUUGAUUGUGAGGAAUUGUACAAUUAAGGAAUUGUAAUUCAUCUUGAUUAAUUGUGAUUAGAUGAUCACAUUUAAUUGUGAUUAAUUCACAGAUGAAGUUAUUUGACAACUCUGUACUUGUAAUUUAAAAUAUUCACUGAUUCUUAAAAAAUGUGUAGGAAAUAUUUCUCUUGGUACUAGGGUAAAGAAAAAUUUGGAGAACAUGGUAGAUUCAGAUGUUUGGAUUUUGCAUGAACCCACACAUAUGUUUCAUAAAAUCCAAAUACAUUAAAAUAAUUGCUGUGUAUAUCCAAUUUAUUUGUGUGUUGUGUGUGUGGAGGAAUGUAUUUAGAUGCAUUCUGUUACUAAAAUCUAAAAACUCUUGUUCAAAA
Molecule: messenger RNA, 2345 nt
Organism: Cynoglossus semilaevis (tongue sole)
Lineage: Eukaryota; Metazoa; Chordata; Actinopteri; Pleuronectiformes; Cynoglossidae
Gene: slc25a33
Product: solute carrier family 25 member 33
Exons: 7
Coding region: 165-1106 (313 amino acids)
Biological process (GO): pyrimidine nucleotide import into mitochondrion
Cellular component (GO): mitochondrion
Molecular function (GO): pyrimidine nucleotide transmembrane transporter activity
Source: RefSeq, a predicted model, not a curated record